CCCAGGGACUUCUUGUCAAGCAUGAGAGAGAUAGAGUUGCUCUUUGUUAAAGCUUCAGAGACUGGAAAAGAGGUUCCUAGGAUGCUUGAAGCCAAUAAGUUGCAUUUCCGUCCAAUAGUUCCGUCAAAAGAAAAUGGCUCCGGUGCAUCAUCACUGUUCAAAACCUGUCUCUCUUGUGGGGACGAUCCCAAAGAUGUACCCGAAGAGCCUGCUCAGAACUCGGUGAAAUACUUGACCUGGCAUAGGACUGACUCUUCACGAUCCUCGUCUUCUCGGAAUCCUCUCGGAGGAAUGAAUUCUGAUGAUGUGGAAGAGCUCAAUAGCAAUAUCUUUGAAAAUAUUUGCAUGAUUGCUGGAAGCCAUGCCUCAACGCUAGACAGACUAUAUGCAUGGGAGCGGAAGCUCUAUGAUGAAGUUAAGGGGAGUCAGACUGUGCGGAGAGAGUAUGACGAAAAGUGCAGAAUUUUGAGAGAACUUGAAUCAGAAGGUAAAGGUUCACAAAGAACAGACAAGACACGUGCAGUUGUGAAAGACCUUCACUCCAGAAUCAGAGUGGCGAUUCACAGGAUCGACUCCAUAUCAAGACGGAUUGAAGAACUCCGUGACAAAGAGCUCCAGCCUCAACUUGAGGAACUCAUUGAAGGGUUAAGUCGUAUGUGGGAAGUGAUGUUCGAAUGCCACAAGGUUCAGUUUCAGUUAAUCAAAGCGUGUUACAGAGGCGGAAACAUUAAACUCAACAUGCAGUCGGAGGUGCACAGACAAGUAACAUCUCACCUUGAAGAUGAACUCAGCGCGUUGGCCUCAAGCUUCACCAAGUGGAUCACAGGCCAGAAAUCAUAUAUUAAAGCGAUAAAUGAGUGGCUGGUGAAAUGUGUCGCCUUAACACAAAAAUCCUCCAAACGAAAAAGGCGUGGUGCGCCACAGCUGCAACUGAGAAACUAUGGUCCUCCCAUUUAUGCAACCUGUGACAUCUGGCUAGAAAAACUCGAAGAAUUGCCUACCAAAGAGGUUUCGAGCUCCAUUAAAGCACUUGCAUCUGAUGUCGCCAGGUUCUUGCCACGUCAGGAAAAGAAUCGCACCAAGAAACAUCGGUCUGGUGAGAACAAAAACGAUCUGACAGCUCACAUGUUGCCAGAUGAGGCAGUGGAGGAUCGAGGUCCGGGAUUUGAUCGGUUUAGGACAAGCUUGGAAGGAUUCGUUGGACAACUCAACCAGUUUGCAGAAUCAUCAGUGAACAUGUAUGAGGAACUUAAGAAAGGAAUCCACGAUGCCAAGAACAACUACGAGCACUUGAAGAAGGCUUAUGCACAAGGAAAAUGAUUUUUUGGUUUCUUGGAGAAAUGGAAUUUUGUCAUGUUAAAAAUUUUGGAGGGAAAAUUGGGUUUGGCAUUUGUAAAUGCAAAAGGGAUUAUAUAAAAAGAUUUCUUCAAGCAUGGAUAUGGAAGAUAAUUGUGACA
This is a messenger RNA of Camelina sativa (false flax), 1457 nucleotides long. The record is from RefSeq and is a predicted model, not a curated record. Lineage: Eukaryota; Viridiplantae; Streptophyta; Magnoliopsida; Brassicales; Brassicaceae.